AUGGCCUGGAGGCAGAGGUAAGAGUCUGGGAGCCCUCUGUGCUGUGGGAGCAUCCACAGGUCGCUUUCUCUCUUAUUCGCCCUUGUGACUUCAGUAAACGCAUUAAGUCUUCCUCAGGCAUUGAAUCCUGCCUUCCAAGGCUCUGUCACUUGCAAGGAAGAUGAAGUGAGAGUUAAGUUUCCAAGGGGUUUUGACAUGGAAAGAUGGAAUCCUUCUGUGGUGGAUACCAUUGGCAUGGAAAUUUUAAAUUGCACUUAUGUCCUGGACUCAGAAAAUCUCAUCAUGAAGUUCCCCUAUGAAACCUGUACUAAAAGAGUGAUGGGUGGAUACCAGGUGAACAUCAAACUCCAGGACAAUAGUACAAGUAUAAGAUACAAAGAUGGCAUGCAUCAUUUCUUCUGCCCAUCACUGAAAAAAGAGGACAAUGAGAUAUCAGAUACUACACUCUGCAUGAAGGAUUUUGUAUCCUUUUCUUUCUCACAACUUUUCUCUAGGCUUGCUGAUGAUAAUCAGGUAAGAAAUGUAUCUGAGACGGGAUGGAUCGUUAAAAUCCUGGAUGGUUCAAGAGUCCACACUCUGCCCCUGAAGGAUGCCUUAAGACAAGGAUUUAACAUUCUGAUUGACACCCAGAAAAUAACCCUCCAAGUGCCAUUCAAUGCCACUGGAGUAGCUCACUAUGUGGAGGGGAGCAGCCACCUCUAUGUUGUGAGGGUGAACUUCUUAUUCUCAUCUUUUGGGCAGAAGAUCACCUACGCGUCGCAGGCUAUUUGUGCAUCAGAUCUUCCUGUGGCUUGUAACACCACACACAUGACUCUCACUAUACCAGAGUUUCCUGGGAAGCUACAGUCUGUGGGCUUUGGACAAAGGAGCAUCCCUGAGAGCCAAUGGCAUGCCAAUGGGAUUGACAAAGAAGCAAGAAAUGGCUUGAGACUGCAUUUCAGAAAAACUCUCCUAAAGAUAAAACCCUCUGAAAAGUGUCUACCCUAUCAAUUCUACUUCUCAUCACUCAAUCUGACCUUUGACCUCCAACCGCACAUGGCAUCCUUGCUGAUCGAUCCUGAGUGCCACUGUGAGUCACCAGUCUCUUUAGUUACAGGUGACCUGUGCAGACAGGAUGGGUUUAUGGACUUUGAGGUCUACAGCCACCAAACAAAGCCUGCUCUGAACCUCAAGACCCUCCUGGUGGGAAACUCGUCCUGCGAGCCUACCUUCAGGGAUCUGUCUCAGGGGCUCGUAAGGUUUCACAUACCUCUGAAUGGGUGUGGAACACAACAGAAAUUUGAAGGUGAUAAAGUCAUCUAUGAGAAUGAAAUACAUGCUCUCUGGAAAAAUCUACCACCAAGAGUCAUAUUCAGAGACAGUGAGUUCAGAAUGACAGUGAGGUGUCAUUACCUCAGAGACAGUAUGCUACUAAGUGCCAAUAUCAAAGGCCUUUCUUCUCCAGCAGCCUCUGUAAAGCCAGGUCCAUUGGUGUUGGUACUGCAAACCUACCCAGAUAAAUCCUACCAACGACCUUACAGGAAGGAAGAAUACCCACUAGUGAGAUACCUCCGCCAGCCCAUCUACAUGGAAGUAGCUGUCUUGAACAGGAAUGAUCCCAACAUCAAGCUCAUCUUAGAUGACUGCUGGGCAACAUCCUCUAUAGACCCAGCCUCUGUCCACCCUGGUGCCUCUUUUCUAGCUGUGAAUAUGAAUUGGAACUACCACACUACUUUCCAUCCAGCCGCUUCCUCCGUGGCCCAUCCUACACACUACCAGAGGUUUGACGUGAAGACCUUUGCCUUCGUGUCAGAGGCGCAGGGGCUCUCGAGCCUGAUCUACUUCCACUGUAGUGCCUUGAUCUGCAACCAACCUUCCCUUGACUCCCCUCUGUGCUCUGUGACAUGCCCAGCACCACUGAGGAGCAAACGAGAGACUACCAAAGAGGAAACAAUGACAGUUAGCCUUCCAGGACCUAUUCUCUUGUUGUCAGAUGACUCCUCACUUAAAGGUGUUGUGGACCCCAACAGGUACGCGAUUACCAAAGACACCACUUCUAAAACAGUGGCUGCUGUGGCUGCGUUAGUGGGUGCGGUGGUUAUUAUAGGCUUUGUCUAUUACUUGCAUAAGGAAAGAACUGUGAGGUAGGAUCACUAA
Molecule: messenger RNA, 2136 nt
Organism: Acomys russatus (golden spiny mouse)
Lineage: Eukaryota; Metazoa; Chordata; Mammalia; Rodentia; Muridae
Gene: Zp2
Product: zona pellucida glycoprotein 2
Biological process (GO): binding of sperm to zona pellucida; prevention of polyspermy
Cellular component (GO): egg coat
Molecular function (GO): acrosin binding; structural constituent of egg coat
Source: RefSeq, a predicted model, not a curated record